Messenger RNA from Myzus persicae (green peach aphid), 2212 nucleotides. RefSeq lists its product as uncharacterized. The record is from RefSeq and is a predicted model, not a curated record. The transcript has a single exon. Bases 463 to 1878 code for a protein of 471 amino acids. Lineage: Eukaryota; Metazoa; Arthropoda; Insecta; Hemiptera; Aphididae.
AACCACGAUUGCGCCCAGCUUACCUUUUUCCAUUCAAAAAACGCAAUACGAUUGCGCUCGACCAAUUAGCACUAUCGCGCCAGUCUAUAACCUUUUUUACCUGCAUAAAACGCAACACGAUUGCGAUCUAAUAUAUAUAUAAUAUGUGUUUGUCCCGUAUAUGUAUAUGUUAUAUAACGAUUUUCUAGUACACUAUUUAAAAAUACAGUCGGACUUGGUUUUCCUUGGAUUUGAUUUCCCCAUAUGUACAACCGAGUAAUCGAGAUAAUGUUUUAUUGUUAAUUUAUCUUAUUAUCCAUGGACUGCAGAUAUCAGUAUGCGUCAAUGAUAGUGUCGUGAUCGGACUUUACAUUUGAGCUGCAAUUGACUGUUGGCUGUUGACUGUUAACUAUUUUAAACCGUGUUUAACUCACUAGCUGUUCCGUAAAGUGUAUCGUCGUGAAAAUAAUAAUAGUGUAAAACAUGGAUCUAUGUAUAUCAAAAAAGUUCGAGACUGAGAAAGGUAAACCAUGCAUAUUAGUAAAUGGUCAUAAAUAUAGGGAAUAUAAAAUACUUAAAAGCGUAGGCAGUAUUCGGUAUCGGUGUACUAACAAAAAUUGCCAAUCGAGUAUAUACGUUGACAAUAAUGUUACGAAAGUUCUUAGCAUGCUUAAUGAACACAAUCAUGAAAAUAUUUCGGAAAAUAUCGUUAGUAGACAAAUAAUAAAUUCACGAAUUAAAAGAAAAUGUGAAAACGACUUAUUCACAAGGCCGAACAAAAUAAUUCGACAAGAACUACGUAGCACUGAAAAUGAUUUACAAACCGUCCAUUCUGAUAUCAAAUUAUGGAGAAAAAGUAUGUACGAUUUCCGUAAAAAAAAAUUACCAACAAUUCCAAAAUCACUGGAAGAAUCAAAAUUUCAAUUGUUUAACUUGCGCGAUACUCUUAAAACUAAUUUAGAUGAAUAUUUUUGCUACAUGGAAGAAAUUUCAAAUAUAGUUGUAUUGACUUGCCCAACUAAUCUGGAUAUAUUAAGUCGUUCAAAUCAUAUUUUUGCUGAUGGCACAUUUUUACAUUCGCCAAAAUACUAUGAUCAACUGUACACAAUUCAUACGCUACAAAACGGUUUUUAUAUUCCUUUAAUAUACUGUUUUUUGACGUCAAAAUCAACUGAAUAUUAUGUAGAUAUGUGGCGCACUAUUAUAAAAUUAUGUUUAAAGUUGACAGGCAUAAAUGUAUUAAUAUCAUUGGCUAAUUGUAAUUUUCAUUUCGAUUUCGAAAAAAGCGCACACAAUGCUAUUAAAGAAUGUUUUCCGAAUAGCAAAAUUAUGGCCUGUAGAUUCCACUUAGGUCAAAGUUGGUUCAGAAAAAUCCAAAGCAAUAGCGACUUAUUAAAAGAAUAUAAUUCAAAGUCAGAAAUAGGCCUUUGGUUAAAAUGUUUUUUCGCUCUUGGUUUUUUACCCGAAAAUUUAGUCGGUGAUGGCUUUUCUUGUUUAAUCGAAAAUGCUCCUACUGACAACUUUUAUUUUUCGGAUUAUAUAUUUGACAAUUAUGUAUGCCCUGAAGCGGUUUUUCCACCAUUUGUAUGGGCUGGUAAACCUUCAGAAGAAGCUCGAACAACCAAUGGACCAGAAUCAUUCCACCGACAUUAUAAUUCGCAGUUUUACACAUCACAUCCUUCAAUUCAUGAAGUUAUUAAUAUAUUAUUAGACAUUCAAAGUGAAACAUACUUAAAAAUUAGUAGUAUUAAAACGAAUAAUAAAAACAAACCACGAAAAGAACAAAUUGAUAAAUUGACAUUUAUAACGGAAACAUGGACAAAAUUAGAAAAAAAUGAAAUAUCUCUGCUAGAAUAUUUGAAAGUAAUGGGACCAAAAUUUUGUGCCACAAAAUUGUAAUUUAUACAUUUGUAUUAUUUUUAUUCUUAUUAUUAUUAUAAUUAAAAAAAUAUUUAAUUGGACAUUUUUAAUUAAAAAGAAAUAUCUAUGCUAGAGUUACUAUUAGGGUAUUAUUAUUAAAAAAAAAAAAUUGUAACUCAAAAUUUUUAACCAAGCCAACAAUUUAAUUUUGUUGUCAGUCCUAAGCCUGUAAAAUUGGGAAGGAAAAUUAUUAAGAGCGCAAUCGUGUUGCGUUUUAUGCAGGUAAAAAAGGUUAUAGACGGGCGCAAUAUUGCUAAUUGGUCGAGCGCAAUCGUAUUGCGUUUUUUGAAUGGAAAAAGGUAAGCUGGGCGCA